Dentiscutata erythropus is the source of this 256-nucleotide messenger RNA. Lineage: Eukaryota; Fungi; Glomeromycota; Glomeromycetes; Diversisporales; Gigasporaceae. The record is from the annotation of a GenBank genome assembly.
AAAAACCAACAAGUUGUUCAAAAUAUAAUAAAAGAAAUUUUUUUCGUGAAGAUAAAAGAUUUUGAUGUAAAAACAAACGAUGUUGAAGAUCUGUUUCGAUAUUCAAAAAAUUCAUUUUUUUCUAAUAAUCAUUUAAAAUGUGAUGAUACUUUGUACAUCGCAUAUCUUUGGUUAGCAAAAGUUUCUACUAACUCGAUAUUGAAGAUGACAGGUCACUCACCUAAUAUAAUAACUGAUUAUUUAGAUUUUUUUGAGA